AUGAGUAAACAAGACGAGGAAUCAAAAUUAUAAUUAAUAGAAUCCGCUUUUGAAUGCAAUAUAUGUUUAGAGAUAGCUACAGAACCAAUCCUUACAAAUUGUGGACAUCUAUUUUGUUGGCCUUGCAUCUAUAGUUGGCUCAAUUCAAAUCAAGAAUUUCUAACUUGCCCUGUUUGUAAGAAUGGUUGCUCUAAGAAUUCUCUAAUUCCAUUGUAUUCGAAGGAUGAAGCAAAAACUAAUAAACCACGCGAUCCUAAUAUUCCUCCUAGACCUAAACCAGGUAGAAAUGAUCCUGUUAGAAACAACAACCAAAUUGGUUAAAAUAACUUAGCCAAUGGAGCCAUGAUUGCAGGGUAUGGAUUGUUUCCAUCUCUAUUUAAUUUAAUUUGUAUUAAAGAUGGAGAUAUAGAAAAAGAUGAAAGGCAUGAAAAUGAAGCGACUGUUGAAAUCGAAAAUGUGAGAAAAUUAAAGGCUAUUUAGUUUUUGUUGAUUUUAUGCUUAAUUAUGAUGAUUGUAUUCUACUUUUGA
Messenger RNA from Paramecium tetraurelia, 528 nucleotides. RefSeq lists its product as uncharacterized. Gene Ontology annotation, molecular function: ubiquitin-like protein conjugating enzyme binding; ubiquitin protein ligase activity. The record is from RefSeq and is a predicted model, not a curated record. Gene Ontology annotation, cellular component: endoplasmic reticulum. Gene Ontology annotation, biological process: ubiquitin-dependent protein catabolic process. Lineage: Eukaryota; Ciliophora; Oligohymenophorea; Peniculida; Parameciidae. The transcript is spliced from 4 exons.